Molecule: messenger RNA, 666 nt
Organism: Haliotis rubra (blacklip abalone)
Lineage: Eukaryota; Metazoa; Mollusca; Gastropoda; Lepetellida; Haliotidae
Product: poly(A) polymerase gamma-like
Exons: 9
Coding region: 1-666 (221 amino acids)
Cellular component (GO): nucleus
Molecular function (GO): RNA binding; poly(A) RNA polymerase activity
Source: RefSeq, a predicted model, not a curated record
AUGUUUUUUUUACAUUUUGAUGAUGAUGAUGAUGAUGAUGACCGUGGUCUGGCAGUUGUCACAAAGAUCUAUGAAGGAAAGGCAGACUGGUCAGAACUGUUCACACCCUCAAACUUCUUCCAGAAAUACAAACACUACAUUGUGCUGGUUGCAAGGGCAGAGGAAGAGGAACACUAUCUAGAAUGGCAUGGCUAUGUGGAGUCAAAGAUCCGCUUGCUUGUGGGGAAUCUGGAAAGAAACCCAUUCAUCAAGCUUGCUCAUAUCAUGCCAGAGUCAUUUGGUCCACUCAAUGAAACAGAAGGAAAGUUCAUGUGCAAGUGGUUCAUCGGUCUUGUAUUCAACAACACUCCAUCAGCCAAUAUUGACCUCACAUUCGAUAUACAGUCUUUCUCUGAUGUUGUUCACAAGCAAGCCAUCCAUCUAAAGUUGUUUAAGGAUGACAUGAAGCUUGAGGUCACAUAUGAAAAGUUCUCCAAUUUGGUUUGUAGGAAACAGCUUGAGCAGUAUGUUGCCAAGGAGAUAAUAGAAAGAGCAGGCAAGAUUGCACGGAAGGAUAAAAAGGUUAUUACAGCAACCAUCAACUCCGCUGGUCUGCAUCCCAGAUCUAAAGAAGAGGUAGGAGACUUUUCUGGGGAAUACUGGUUUCAACAGCUGGGCUCGCCAUAG